Messenger RNA from Labrus mixtus (cuckoo wrasse), 3496 nucleotides. It is a transcript of the gene ano9b, whose product is annotated as anoctamin 9b. Gene Ontology annotation, molecular function: chloride channel activity. Bases 105 to 2513 code for a protein of 802 amino acids. Gene Ontology annotation, biological process: chloride transmembrane transport. The record is from RefSeq and is a predicted model, not a curated record. The transcript is spliced from 26 exons. Lineage: Eukaryota; Metazoa; Chordata; Actinopteri; Labriformes; Labridae. Gene Ontology annotation, cellular component: plasma membrane.
CUGCCCUGCUCACAAACGGAGCGGCAGGCUGUAGAGAAAUGCGGAAGUGUCGUGCGGAUUCCGAGUUAUUGAUUAUCAGAAACGAGAGAUUGGAUGAUUGAUGGAUGGAUUUAAAGAGGACGACACUCCGAGACAUGUUCUCUCACUCCAACAGCGGAAACAGAAGCAACAUGUUCUUCAAGAGCGCUCAGGACAACAUUGAGCUGUGGGACAGACAGAAGGACGAUUACAGCUCUGAACCUUUGCUUCCUUCUACGCCCUCUCACAGGACAUUCGACUACGUCCUGGUGGCUCACAAAGUGGAAGAUGACACAGACCAGAGAGCUCAGAGACAGAGAGCCUUCAUCCAGCAGCUUCAGAAGAAGAACAUGACCGUCACUGAAAUCGCUCACGAUGACAAAGUCUUUUUUGGGAUCCGUGCUCCUCUUGAGACAUUUCAGGACUACCAGUACCUGCUCAAGGUUUCUGACUCCUGUAACUGGUGUGGAGACGUGAAGGGGGCCGUCAACCAGGCAACCAGAAUUCGAAUCGUCAAUUUUAUUCUUCAUCACACCUUCAUCAACACAGGAGAGAACUUUGAGGAACUGUUGAAAAAGGACGUAUUUGAAACCAUGUUCUGUCUCCAUGAGAGGAAGAAGCAGAAACAGCUGCAGGAGAAAUGGGCUCGAUGGUCCGGUCUGUUUGUGGGACAGCCAGUCAGUGAAGUCAAGUCUUACUUUGGAGAGAAGGUGGCGCUGUACUACCUGUGGCUGGGCUGGUACACCAAGCUGCUGGUUCCUGCUGCUGCUCUGGGAGUGGUAGUGUUUCUAUACGGUCUCGCCUUCUUCAACACAAACCCUCUCAUUAAGGAGGUGUGUAAUUCCAGUGUCAUCAUGUGUCCUCGGUGUGAUAAGAGGUGUACAGUGUGGCAGCUGUCAGACACCUGUACCUAUGCUAAGGUCAGCCAUCUGUUUGAUAACGAGGGGACAGUUGCCUUUGCCAUGUUCAUGGCCAUCUGGGCCACUCUGUUCCUGGAGCUGUGGAAGAGACACCGGGCUGGGCAUGUGUGUCAGUGGAAGGUCUAUGACUGGUGUGAGGAGGAGGAGGAGCUGAUUCUGGACAUUGUCAAUGAUCCAAACUGUAAACCUAAACAGUUUAGACACUCUUACCUGCGCAGCACCUUGGUCCUCAUAAUGGUCACACUAAUGAUGUCCCUGAUUAUCGGCCUGGCUCAUGCUCUGGUGGUGUUCCGGGUGGUGGCUGCCCCGUUGUUGUCUGAGGGCAGCUGGGAGUUCAUCAGGGACCACGCUAACACGGUGGCAGUGAUGUUGGGAGCCGUGCUGCACUACGUCACCAUUCAGCUCAUGACCCGGGUUAACAGAUGGGUCUCCCUCAAGCUCUGUGAAAUAGAGAAAUUAAACUCAUUUGCUGCCACAGAGAGGAGCUUCACAGUGAAGAUGUUCACCUUCCAGUUCUUCACUCUGUUCUCCUCACUCUUCUAUGUGGCCUUCUUCCUGGGCAGGAUAAAUGGACACCCAGGAGACUACGUGCGUAUUGCUGGAUGGAGACUGGAGGAGUGCCAUCCCAGUGGCUGUCUGACAGAUCUGUUCAUCCAAAUGGCCAUCAUCAUGUUGCUCAAACAGACCCUCAAUAACAUCGUUGAGUUCACCGGGCCCUGGCUAACGAGCUGCCUGAGCAGAAACACAGUGAAGAAGCUGCAGAGGAAGUGUGGUCACUGCUACAGGAAGGCCUGCAGAGAUGAGCAGGGGAGGGUUGAGCCUUGUGACAUCUGCAAACUCCAGGACUGGCUGCGUAACUACCACCUGGCCAACACUGACGCCUUCAGCCUGUUCAAUGAGUUCCUGGAGAUGGUGGUCCAGUUCAGUUUCACCACCAUAUUUGUGGCAGCGUUCCCCCUGGCUCCCCUGCUGGCUCUCAUCAACAACAUCUUUGAGAUCCGUCUGGACGCCAUCAAAAUGGUUCGCCUGGAACGUCGGCUGGUUCCCCGAAAGACCAACGACAUCGGUGUGUGGACAAAGGUGCUGGAAGCCAUCGGCGUGUUAGCAGUGAUCGCUAACGGUUUGGUCAUCGGAGUGUCUUCAGACUUCAUCCCUCGGCUCGUCUAUCGUUACCGUUACGGCUCCUGUGCUACUGGAAGCACUCAGACUCACUGUAUGCAAGGCUACGUUAAUGACACUCUGUCCAUGGCGUUCGUGUCUCACCCGGCGGUGGCAAAGGACUUCCUCCCGCUUCAGAUGGUCACAGUGGACGGUGUCAACGUGACCCAGUGCAGCUACAGAGACUACAGGAAUAAUGAAGACUACACCUUCACCUCUCAGUUCUGGUGUGUCCUGGCUGUGCGCUUCGCCUUCGUCAUCCUGUUUGAGCAUGUUGUGGUGGUGUGUAAGUUUAUUGCUGCCUGGUUCGUCCCAAACAAUCCCAUUCAUGUGAAGAACGAUCGGCUACACGACAAACUGUCUCGACUCAAAGAGGAGCUACGUGAUAAGAAACGCAGUAAGUCCACAGAUGUCUGACCUCGGAUCUGCUGAUUUGUGCCUGCUGUUUGGAGCAUCGAAGGAAAGGAGAUUCCUGUUUUUAUAACUUGUAUAUUAAAUUUGAUCACCAGACUGUUUGUGCUAAGCGACACUGCAGUGUGCCUGAUAAUACUUUGAUUUCCUCCUGCUGACAUGUACACACAACCAUCACACUUCUCACACUCUAGCUGAUAGGCGUGUGAGUCUUUUUUUUGUUUUGUAAAAGUGUAUGAAAAUAUAUAUUUUUAUUGUUUGAUUUUGUAAGUUAUUUGCUUGAUCCAGAAGCAGGUUUACUGACUGUUUUAAUUAAAGCAACAUUUUAUUACCAAGCUACCUAUUAGAUAAUUUUAAUUGCACGUUUACAAGUCGUACAUACAGUAUGAGGAGUUUUAAAACACCUCAGAGUUUACCCACAUUUACUCAGAUGACGGCACCAAAUCAGUCUGACCAGCAGAUGGGGCCAACGAGUCUGUGAAACAUGUGACCGACAAAAAGCAAAAGACAUCAAGUGAAAGCUCAUCAUGUCAUCAGUACAUUGAGUUUAUUAUAUACCAUGCUGUAUUCAGAAUGUAUUUUUAUACUGUCCAGUAUACACUUAAUACCAGUCCCCUUGCAUGAAGCAGUAUACCGGUCACUCAUUGAAUCAGUCCUCACAUUUAACAUUAUAUCCUGGUACAACUUUCUCACCGAAAAAUGCAAGAAAAAACUUACUAGUAUCAUUAAACAUGUAACAAAAAUCACCGGCACUACCCAGAUCCAACUGUCAGAAGAAAACUUACAGAAACUAUUUUAUUCCCACUGCAAUACGCAUUUUAAACAAGGCUAGAUAAGCAAUGUUUUUUAAAUGCUGUGCAUGUGUUUUUAACUAUUUAUGACCUAAUGUGAGUGUUAGUUUGAAUGUUUGUAUGUUUUCAUGGUGAGCCUCAACAAAAGGUCGUUUUCUGUCACAAUGUGAUAGACAAUAAAGUUUUUUGAAUCUUGAA